Spodoptera frugiperda (fall armyworm) is the source of this 6354-nucleotide messenger RNA. RefSeq names its product protein strawberry notch (gene sno). Bases 207 to 4295 code for a protein of 1362 amino acids. Gene Ontology annotation, cellular component: nucleus. The transcript has 27 exons. NCBI's taxonomy places the organism in Eukaryota, Metazoa, Arthropoda, Insecta, Lepidoptera, Noctuidae. Gene Ontology annotation, molecular function: histone binding; chromatin DNA binding. Gene Ontology annotation, biological process: regulation of DNA-templated transcription. The record is from RefSeq and is a predicted model, not a curated record.
UCUCUGCCCUUUUUUUAAUAUGGCGGAAGCAAUGACCGCCGUUCGGACGUCUGCAUUUUUUAGUAUCGUGAAGAUCGUGAAAUAAGAAGUGUAUCGCUAAAAUUUCAUAAGUGUGUGAAAUAGAAGUGUUUUAUUAAUACUGUGAAUUAUAUACGUUUAUAACAGAGUUAUUGGUGUGCUUCAAAUCGUCAUAUUCAUCUAAAAAAAUGUCUAAACGGUCAGCAUAUGAUGAUGAGGAUAAUCCCCCGACGCCCUCCGACGAUUCAGACUUCGAUGAUGACGAGGAUCCUGAUAAUUUGGAAGUGCCAGGUGGAGGCAAAACCCUGGCGGCUGCGGCUAGCAUGGCGGCCAAGAAGGUCACAGUCACACCACAGGUCAUCGUCAAACCUACCACAAAUCCACUUGCAGCGCCCUCUGGCCACGCGUUUGGCCAAGUCAGCAAUGUGAAACCGAUCAAGAUAUCGGCCAGCUCUCUCACCAAACCCUUGAACAUAGCCAACUUAAGAGGGGCUGGAGCGCCCGCCGUGGCCCCGCCGUCGCCAUUCGCGGCGGGCUCGUCGGCGGCGUACAAUGCCGCUUCGCUACUCGCUCAGAUGGAGAUGGUGGGUAUGACGGGGAUGAACUCGUAUUUGCUGCAGAACUUGAACCAUAUUAUACAGAAUGGGAUGGGUUCGCCAUUCACUGGUAUGCUGGGGCAGCUGGGUCAGGUCGCGGGCGGUGUCCCCGUGUGGGCGCAGAACAAACCUGGCAAUAUGUGGCAGCAGGAAAAGAUGGGCGGCGAAGAAGAAGAGGUAGACGAUGAAGAAAUGGGCGUCGCCGAGACAUACGCAGACUAUAUGCCGACGAAAUUAAAACUAGGCCGCAAGCACCCUGAUCCCGUGGUGGAGACGGCGUCUCUCUCGUCCGUGGAGCCGGUGGACGUGACGUACAAACUGAGCCUGCCCGACGAGACCAUCCGCAAUGGUCUGCUGUCCGCUCUCCAGUUGGAAGCUGUGGUCUACGCGUCACAAGCCCAUGAGCAUCUACUGCCUGAUGGGACCAGGGCUGGUUUCCUUAUUGGCGACGGCGCGGGUGUGGGUAAGGGCCGCACGAUAGCGGGUAUAAUAUUCGAGAACUACAUCAAGGGCCGCAAGCGUGCCAUCUGGGUGUCCGUGUCCAACGAUCUGAAGUACGACGCGGAACGAGACCUUCGGGACAUCGGCGCCGGCAAGAUUGAGGUCCAUCCUCUUAAUAAGUUUAAAUACGCAAAAAUCUCAUCGGCGGUGAACGGCAACGUGAAGAAGGGCGUGAUCUUCAGCACGUACUCGGCGCUGAUCGGGGAGACCCAGUCCACCAGCACCAAGUACCGGACGCGGCUCAAACAACUGCUGCAGUGGUGCGGGGACGACUACGAUGGAGUUAUCGUAUUCGACGAGUGUCACAAAGCCAAGAAUCUGUGCCCCGUGGGGUCCGGCAAGGCAACGAAGACAGGAUUAACUGCUCUGGAGCUGCAGAAUAGAUUACCCAAGGCCAGAGUAGUGUACGCUUCAGCCACCGGCGCUAGUGAGCCGAGGAAUAUGGCGUACAUGGUCAGACUUGGCAUUUGGGGAGACGGCACCCCAUUCCCGACCUUCACGGAUUUCAUUAAUGCUGUUGAAAAAAGGGGUGUAGGUGCCAUGGAGAUAGUAGCGAUGGACAUGAAGCUCCGCGGCAUGUACAUCGCGCGCCAGCUCUCCUUCCACGGCGUCUCCUUCAAGAUAGAGGAGGUGCCGCUCUCUGACGCCUUCAAGGAGACUUAUGAUAAAGCUGUGGCAUUGUGGGUGGAAGCGAUGCAACGUUUCACGGAGGCUGCGGAGCUGAUCAACGCGGAGUCUCGCAUGAAGAAGACCAUGUGGGGACAGUUCUGGUCGGCGCACCAACGGUUCUUCAAGUACCUCUGUAUUGCUGCCAAGGUGAACCACGCAGUAGUGACGGCGCGCGAGGCCGUGAAGUGUGGCAAGUGCGUGGUCAUAGGCCUGCAGUCCACGGGCGAGGCGCGGACCCUCGACCAGCUCGAGCGGGACGACGGGGAACUCUCCGACUUCGUCUCCACUGCCAAGGGUGUAUUCCAGACGCUAGUGGAGAAGCACUUCCCGGCCCCGGACCGCGACCGCAUCAACCGGCUGCUGGGCCUGGAGCCGCCGCGGACCAAGGCCGCGCCCGCAGCCCCCGCGCACGCACACAACGGGAAGAAUGGACUCGACGACGAGGCCAACACUUCCAAGAGGAAAUUAACUGCCCGUCAACAAGCCAACGCAGCGGCCAAGCGUAUGCGCGGAGGAUCAUCGUCAGAUGAGUUUGUGCGAGGGUCUGAUGAUGAGCUGGAGAUGGAGUCGGAUGACGAGCGCCGCCCCCCCGGCUCCGACUCGGAGCUGUCGGACUUCAAUCCCUUUCACGGCGGCAGUGAUAGUGAUGAUGAACCGUGGCUGGGCAGACAGAAGAAAAAGCCGGUUAAGAAGAAGAAAGCAGCGUCGCCAAAGAAGAAGCCGUCCACUACGCAGGACAAGAUCGAGACCAUGUUCGAGCGUAAGAACAGCGCGGCCGCCGCUCCGACCGUCACCGUCACCACCCCGGCCGGGCAUAGUCUCACCGGCACGCCCGUGGGCACCAAUGGACUCUAUCUAGGUCCGUCCCGCAGCGCGGCGCCCCCGCGGUCGGCCAUCGAGCGCGCGUGCAGCAUGAAGGAGGAGCUGCUGGGCGCCAUCGAGCGCCUCGGCCGCCGCCUGCCGCCCAACACGCUCGACCAGCUCGUCGACGAACUCGGCGGGACGGAGAACGUCGCAGAGAUGACCGGCCGCAAAGGUCGCGUGGUACAGACGGAGGAAGGCCAGAUCCUGUACGAGUCUCGCUCGGAGGCCGACGUGCCCCUGGAGACUCUCAACCUCACGGAGAAACAACGCUUCAUGGACGGACAGAAGGAUGUCGCCAUCAUAUCCGAGGCGGCUUCCAGUGGUAUCUCGCUGCAGAGUGAUCGGAGAGCGCGAAACCAAAGGCGGAGGGUGCACAUCACACUAGAGCUGCCGUGGUCGGCCGACCGGGCUAUACAACAGUUUGGUCGUACGCACCGAUCGAACCAGGUGAACGCGCCGGAGUACAUAUUCCUGAUCUCAGACCUGGCGGGCGAGCGACGGUUCGCGUCCACUGUCGCCAAGAGGCUCGAGUCUCUCGGGGCGCUCACCCACGGGGACCGCAGGGCCACCGAGACUAGGGACCUCAGCCAGUUCAAUAUUGAUAAUAAAUAUGGUCGCGCGGCGCUGGAGGCGGUGAUGCGCGCCAUAAUGAAGUACGAGCGUCCGCUGGUGGCGCCGCCCGCGGACUACGCCGCAGACUUCUUCCAGGACGCCGCCGCCGCGCUCGUCGGCGUCGGCCUCAUCGUCAACAGCGAGGCCGCGCCCGGCGUACUGCAGCUCGACAAGGAUUACAACAACAUGUCUAAGUUCCUGAACAGGAUACUGGGCAUGCCGGUAGAUCUACAGAACAGGCUGUUCAAGUACUUCACAGAUACGCUCGCGGCGGUCAUGGAGCAAGCGAAGCGCAGUGGUAGAUUCGACCUGGGUAUCCUGGACCUGGGCAGUUGCGGCGAGCGAGUCCGGCGCGUGCGCUGCCUGCGCUACCUGCGCAAACAUGCCACCGGACGGGCCCCCGUCGAACUGCAUACACUGCACUCUGAGCGUGGCAUGGACUGGGCGGAAGCGCUAGAGAAAUGGUCGGAGCUCUCUGGCCCCAAGGAAGGGUUCUACGUGUCGCAACAGGCGCGCAACAACAAGUACACCGCCAUACUCUGCGUCGCCGCCGUCACCUCCGUCAAGAAGGAGAAGCUUACCAAGAAGGAUAUUAUGUUCCAAAUCUAUAGGCCUAACACGGGUCUGCAGCUGAAGCUGGAGUCGCUGGCGGAGAUCGAGAAGAAGUACCGUCGCGUGGAGAGCGGCGAGGCGGAGUCGUGGUGGCGCGCGCAGUACACCGCCUCGCAGCGGGUCUGCUCGCACGCCUACUGGCGCUCGCUCUGCAGGAACGGGGCCGACUGCGAGGUGGGCCUGCGCGUGCGCACGCACCACGUGCUGUCGGGGUCGGUGCUGGCGGUGUGGGCGCGCGUGGAGGGCGUGCUGGCGGCGCGCGCGGCCGGCAACAAGAUGCAGGUGGUGCGCCUCAAGGCCAGCGACGGCCUCAAGCUGGUGGGCACGCUCAUCCCCAAGAACUGCGUCGACCCGCUCAAGGACGCGCUGGCCGCCGACGCCGUGUCCGUGUCCGAGCACACGUUCGACCAGGCCGACAACUGAACCCGGGCUGUGACUCUCUUUGUUUUAUUUCUCCGCCGGCCCCGGCCGGGCUCCGACUGAUUAAUUCCCUCCCCGCCGGCCGCGCCCGUCGCCCGAGGACUGUGUGUCGCACGUAUUACUUAGCGAGUAAGGACGGCCUAAACGUAUUCUGCGCGAGUCGCGCGUCGAUCUCGUUCGUAACGAGAGGCCUAAGAUACACCAAAACUAUUUAUUUAAUGAUCCUAUUUUAAGCUGAUUGAUGAACGACAAUAAGGUCCCAUAUCACGACGCUCCUCGAAAUAUUUUUACGUUGAAGUAUUACAUAUCGUAAGUCAAUUGUUAGCGGAGCGAGGGUAGUCUGGCACACAGUCCGUGAUAUUAGACGGUCGCGGGCCUGCAGGGAACGCGUUGGUUUCGAGACGGCGCGAUUGUGUAGGUGGCGUGCUGGUGACGUCACGCGUACGUCACGCGCGACACUCUGGUUGCAAUGAGUUCCUAGUAAACAAUUUAUGGCUAAGCUAACUUACUGCUCUUUUAUUCUUGCCCCCUAUUAAAGUCUAUGUGACAAUUCGAAUAUUUACUUAAACAUUUGAUCUUAGUGCAGAGUACAUGUCUGAAGGAAACAUGUGUUGCGCACGCGCACGGCGUACGUAGUGACGUCACAACACAAGUAUAGUGAGAAUGAUCUACAUGCACGAGUGCAUAAGAUUUACUUUAAGUACUUUACGUAUUUUUACUCAUACAUUAUUAUGACCGUGAACCUCAAGCCGAUUGAGCGCUUCAUAUAUUUUUUUUAUUCAAUUACAUGACCAAGUCAAUAUCUCGGUACAUUCUGUAUACGAAUUAAAUGGAAUUUUAAUUUUUUUGUACAAAUAUUUCUAGUGUUUUAUUUAAUUAUUCAAUGUUAGAUUCUAUUACUUAUUUCUUCUAUAUGAAUGUCGCAGACAAUUCGAGGAUGUAUCAUAUUCAUAAUCUUAAUAUAUAAUACUAAUUAUUGUAUGUUUAUCGGAUGUUAGCAUACUAUAUUUGUAUCGAAUGCACGUGCAAUAUGUAUUCUAUGUUCCCACCAGUCUAUCAAAAUAUAAAAAUAAUGCGUCUUUACGUAGACGCGGAAAAAAAUAUGUGUUUUCAUUGUAGGCAGAUGUUUCUUAUGGUGAUUUUUAAAUUAUAAUCGAAUUGCUAGUCUGUAAUGUACAUAGUUCAUUUCGGUGGAAUAUAGAGGUUGCUACGUACUAUGUACACCUAGUUACAUUCCUGAAGGUAAUUAUCGCAGUCCGUUUUACUUUUCAUGCUAAAUCUAUAAUAAAAUCGAAGAAUGUGUUGCUAAGCAGCUAACCGAUUUCGCUAAUUCUUAUUUUGUUGGGAGAAGGUUCUUCUGUUAGAAAAAGUUUAAAAAAAAUAUCUGCAGAAAAAAUUCUAAGGCGAAACGAAGUUUGCGGGCUCUCUAGUACAUAAUAUUAUACUCCAACUGCCGCAUUCAGAGACAUUUAAUGAUUACUUAAACUAUUCCUUAGUAAUGAUUUUGUAUCGAAAACAAUUGCUAAGGACUGGGUUAAGUAACCAUUAAAUGACUGAGUACGGCGGUUGUUCUUUAUAGUCUCAUAGUCUCAUGCAACCUCUAUAUUGUUUCGAACUGAAUUUUGAGUAUUAAAUAUAUGUUUCAAAAAAUCAAAUUACUCAAGAUAUCUGUACCUAGCUGUUAUUUUGUUCUCAAUUAAUUUGUAUGGCUUUUAAUGAUAAUGUUCCAAUAAUUAGAAGUGUCAAACUAAAUGUUCUAAGUGUUUAUAUACCUUAGAAAUGCUGAGUUAGUAUUGAAAUUGACACAUAGGUAGGGCAUAUAAAGACUUGAUGAGGCAAACGAUGGAAGGUUCUCGAUUUCAAUACUUCCUUAGUUUAGUAUAUUUAAGUCGAUAUUAUAACGACACAUGAAUUUAAAAUGUAGUUGCUAAUGCAACCAUAGGUUUGUAUAAAGGGUAAUAUCGGGACGUCUAAUGACCAAAAUGGUUCAUAGUGUCACUAAAUCUCGUCUACAUUUUCUUAAAUGUGUAAAAAUUAAAGACAAAAUGUGUAUAUAAAUUAA